Molecule: messenger RNA, 4375 nt
Organism: Cephus cinctus (wheat stem sawfly)
Lineage: Eukaryota; Metazoa; Arthropoda; Insecta; Hymenoptera; Cephidae
Gene: Atg101
Product: autophagy-related protein 101
Exons: 2
Coding region: 1131-1787 (218 amino acids)
Biological process (GO): autophagosome assembly; autophagy
Cellular component (GO): phagophore assembly site
Source: RefSeq, a predicted model, not a curated record
AUCUCGCUAACGUAUCGCGCCUGUCGGAGUAGAUACGAGUGCACAGUAUCUUUAGAGUUAUUAUAAUUGAAAUGGUGGAAAAGGAGAAAUAUUAAAGGAUCAGACGAGAAUGUUCUUUUUAAACAAAGAAAUAAAAGAUAAUGAAGAACAAAAGCAUUAUGCGUUGAGUUCUCUCAAAUAUUGAAGCGUAGAUCGCGGAAUCGAUUGCGUAGAAAGUUCCUGGUAUUUUGCAAACGUUUGAAAAAAAUGCGCGUGCAUCUACGCGUAUCCACGUUAAAAAAACCUACAAAUUUAGAGCUAGAGUUGUUAAAGGUACAGUCGAAGUAACUGAGGAAAUAAAAUGUAAACAAAUAGGAAAGCCUGAUUAGGACGAGUGUAUAAGAGUUUAUCAGGAAGUGAUUUCGUGUGUAUAUACACACGGAUCACGUGAUCAGUGCGGGUUCCUUAGGUUUAUCUGCGCAUAUUUUUCUUGUUUUGUGCGAUGUUCAGGCUGCUGGAUUCAUUGAAGGUAGAGGAUAGAGUUGGUGAACUAUACUAUGUGAUAGAAAAGGAUAUAGGGAGGAAGUAUAUAUGAGAGGGUCGCGCUCCGUAGAGAGGAAAACGGGCCAAAAUGGCGUAUGCAGCGCGCACAGCUGUUGUUUACCGACAAAUGCGUGUGCGGGUAGCAGUAGGUUGGCGCGCGUAAAUUCUCGCAUGACUUUUCGAAAAGAGUUUUCCCGUGUCGGGUGCGUGCGCGGGGAUGGCGAGUCAAGUAAGGAUACCGAGGAGAGUCUCCAGGGUGUGAAUCAACGGCGUAGGCAAAGUUAUUACUAAGUAAGAGUAGCCCAGUGGCCACCAGUUACUAGUUGGCCAAGUCAGUCAGUCAGUCAGCCAGGUAGCCAGCCAACCAGCCACCUCAGCGGGAUAGUCAGCAGCCACGAAAGCCAAGCUUAACCCAUCAGUCAUCAUUUUCACGAGUAUUUACUUUUGGUGCUCUACGGCGAGAACUCUUUUAGGAUUCAAUGAAUCGAAUCUUUUGUGGACACAAGGAAGGCUCUAUCAUGACGGCCUUCACGAAUUAACCUCGAAGACUUUUCCAACAGUGCGAAAUAGGAGGGAAGAAGGAAGCGGAGAGACAACGCAAAGCAAUCAUGAAUGCCAGAACACAGCUGUUCGAAUUGAGUAUGGAAGGACGCCAGGUAGAUGAAGCAGUGGCAAGCAUAUUUCACAGUGUCCUCUUUCACCGAAGCCUUGGAAAAUUUAAAUAUAAGCAAGAGGGCAGUUACUCCGUAGGAACCGUAGGAUAUCAAGAUGUUGAUUGUGAUUUUAUUGAUUUCACAUAUGUCUGCUGUUCAUCGAUCCAUCUAGAUCAGACAUUAAAACGUGAGAUAUCAGGCUUCUCUGAAGCACUACGUUCCACCGAUAGUCCUGGAUCAGGUCAAAUCUCACUAGAAUUUUUUCAAAAGAAAAAGAAUCGCUGGCCAUUUCAGCCAGAGUGUAUACCGUGGGAAGUGUGGACUGUGCGACUUGAAUUGAUUAAACUCGCUACAGAGCACGAACGACAAAUAUGUCGGGAAAAGGUCGGCGAUCUUUUGACGGACAAAAUUCUCUAUAUAACAGAAGUUAUGAAUCGGCAUGAUUAUUUGCCAAAAAUGCCAAAUCAGGCUGAGCUGGAUCUCAUAUUUGACACCUCGUAUCCUGAUAUUCAGCCGUAUCUAUUUAAACUAUCAUUUACGACCUCUGGUCCAUCCGGAUCCACCAUGGGUAAUACCAUGAAGAAACUGAUCAAAGAAACACUGUCCAUUUAGUCGUAACGCAUAGUUGGCUUUUUAGUUUAAAAAUGCGAUUAAAAUUUAGAUAAUCGAGCCAAUCGUCCGAAGUAAAUUCACGUAAACGCAGGACGAGCUGGUUUCUCAUACCAUAACAAUCCAACGUUAGCACUACGCGUAGGAAAUCCCGCAUUCGGAAACGCACGAGCAAUUCUUUCAUGUUCGAGUAUAUCCAUCCUCUUCGUAACGGUGCUAUCCUUAUAAACUACUGAAGUAUCCGUUUCAAAGAUAUCUUACAAAUUUUUAUUCUUUAACAAGAAAAAAUGACAUUUAAGUCUUACACCGAUAUACGAAGCAUUGCGAUAGAAAGGAAAAAAAGUCAAGUUUACCAUAUGUACAUAGCAGACAUUUUUAACUGUUAAUGUAUAUCCAUCAACUGUAUAGUACAAAUGAAUAUAAAGUUGCUUUCCUGUACUUUAUAGAUAUCCGACGCAUAAUUUCAGCAGCAAUUUCAUAGUGACGAUACUCGCGUAUUUUACUUCGGUCGGUUGUCCUCGCAUACAGGUUGUGGCGAAUAGAACACAAGUCGUAAGGAUAAAACAUCUUGGUGACUCUAUGUCUGACUUUUUCACCCUUUACUACCAGUGCUUAAUUAUAUUUCAAUUCUCGUAAUCUAUAAUGAAUUCUUUUAUCUACUCGAGACAUAAAUUUCCAGGAUUAUCACGACAUCCUUACCACCUACUAAUUCGCCGCAACCUGUCUAUCUAGUAACACAGCGAUACCUGUACCUAACUCGAGAGUGAGAAGGCAAGUGCAAGAAAUCUGCGACCGCUUCUCUACUUAAAACAAAAAUAUUAAUACAACAUUUUAACGCGAUUGCGGUCGAUCAUCACUUUUUACAAUAACUCGGCCAAUAAUAAUCAUCAAUCAUGUUGCACCGAGCGCGACGAUGUGUAGGAAGUGAGUGAAGUUGCGAAAUGAGAAACAUAUAAAAAUGUAUUUAAAAAAAUAUGAUGUGUUGACUACGAGUUUUGCGAACGAAAUUAAUCAACCUUUGAUCUUUCAUAUGGAAAACGUGCAAUCUUGAAAUUAACUAUGUGGGAGAAGUGAUACUGGGAGCACAGCGAAUUUCAACGGGUUUCACUACGAAUUCAUGAAAUGGACCUAGACAAUUGAAAUUUCGAAGGAAAUAUUGGCUGUGAUGCGAUUGUGCGUUUCUAGAGCGCAGUCGUUGCUCCGUUGAGCGAAAAUAGUCCAAGGGCCGUCCGUUCUUCGAGCAUGUGGCAAUUAGGACUGCCCUAUUGUAUAUGUUGUUAAAAAAAAGAACUCUUUCGCCUUGAAAUCGAUGCCAUGCAAUCAUUUCAUCUCACGGACUAUCUUCACACUCGUUGGACAUCUUGAGAUCAGGCACUUUCUCUCGUCCUUUCUCUUGUUCUCCUCCACUAGGCGAGUUCAUACUGUCUUGUAAGCGCUAUCGUUAAAAAAAUUACACUCACACUAGUAAUACGGCACCCUUCUACACAUUAAUUUUUCUCAGACAAUGAACAGGGGAGAGCGAGAGAAAGUGUAGGAAGUACAGUAAAGACAUGUGUACCUAUAUAUGUCCAUUAAACGCGAUGAAAAAAUUACGAUUUUUUAUUAUAUUAACUCAUAGACAAAGCUACACGAAUUUUUAUUUAUUAUUUUAUUACGAGUGACGAUCUUUCUUGCGAGCUGCAGAUUUAAUAGAAACCUGGUGAUAGUCCUAGGAGCUAAGUAGCCCGACUUAUUAUUUUGCGUGUCGUUUUGUUUUUAUUUUUAUUUUUUUCUCGAUCCUUAUCGGAUAACGUUGCACUUAGACUAGAGCCGCGCUACACACUUGAUGAGAACGCCGUGAGUGUCGCACAAGACGUCUGAUUCCAGAGUUUUAACGCACCAGAAGUCGGAUCUGGAUUUUUGUUUUAUUUUAGAGAAGGAUACUGUGGAGGAGGACAAUGGUGGGAGGAGAUUUUGUCAAAGAAGUUUUUUCAAGGAUCCAUGCAAAAUGUAUAUAGAAUGUUCGAUUGGUUGAUGCCGAUGCCGAUCGUUGAUCCAGAAAACAAUGACUUUUUAUUUCUUUGUCAGAUCUUGUUUAUCUAUUAUAUGAGCUCCUCGUUCCUGGUGACACUCACUGCGCGACCAUAUGACUGUAAAAAGAAAUAAAUAGUCUUGUGACAUAGUUUCUGCAUAUAUUAUAUAUUGUGAGAUAGCGAGAAAGAGAGAUUAGCAGAGAGUGUGCGCGCGUGAUGAUACUAUAUGUACUUUGUGUAGGCGCCGAGUCUACGAGAUCACUAUAAAUAAUAUACAAAUUACAAAUAUGUACAUUAAAUUAAGAGAUGCGAAUUUACGAAUGGUCGAUGGGUGGCUGGUAUGUUGUUGAAUGAUUAUUAGUACAUAGUGUGAGCUAAGAGGGAAAGAGAGAGAGAGAGAAAAGAGUAUUGUACUAGGUUAUAACUAUUGCGACCAUGAGGAUGUGGAUAAAAGAUGACGGUUAAGGACGAGUACGGUGAAUAACGAUGAUAAAUGAUUUAAUUAUUAAUAAACUACUGUAUUUUAUAAUGGCAACUUUUUGAGAGGCGAUAUAUACACGGAGAAGGUGGAAAUGGAAA